UUUGUUAUCCAACCGAUCGGGCGAUGACUUAUUGAUGCUAUAUGGCCCGUCCGGCCGUUCUCUACCUAGCUAGUCUAACUUGCGUGUUGAUCGAGUGUUCACAAUGGCAAGAGCUGUCGCCUCCGGUGUUGCGGCAGCCGCAGCUGGGGGCUUCGGGCCGCCGUGGCUCCUGAUGCUCGGCGCGGCCCUGCUCUCCGUGUGGGCCAUCACGCUGGCCGUCCUCCUCUGCGGUGACAGCUCGGAUGGCAGACGCAGGCCGAGAUACAACGCCGCCGCUGCUGGCGCUGCAGCAGGUGCAGCUAGCGGCGGCGCCGUCUGUGGCGCCAGCGGUGGCGGAGGUGGCUGCGGUGGUGGCGGUGGCGGUGGCGGUGGAGGAGGGGGCUGUGGUGGCGGCGGGGGCGGAGGCGGCGGUUGCUAGAUUUGGUCGUUCAUCGCCUCAUCGGAUGCUUCAGCCGCUUGCAGUUGCAGUUCAGGGAGCCUGCAAGUGCAGAGGGCUGCGCGGCUGGGCAGCUGCGUCAUAUAUGGUAGGAAUGCCCGUGUGUACCCUCUAAAAUAAUUAUAUGGUUAUUCCCUAUUCAUGUUUCGUGAUGCUAUAUCAUUUUUCUUCUUCUCCUUUCCAAAAUUCUGCAUAAAGAAAAUUAAAGAAGUAGAUAAGCUAUCACAAGGAGAAAAGUUCAUAGAUUUCAUACUAGGUGCUAUCACAAGAAUAUGGAGGUUCUGGAUGUAAUUGGAUGUUGUGAUCGUCAACUUUUUAAUUCUUGAGUUAUCUGCCAUA
Messenger RNA from Setaria italica (foxtail millet), 775 nucleotides. Its product is annotated as ctenidin-1-like. The record is from RefSeq and is a predicted model, not a curated record. NCBI's taxonomy places the organism in Eukaryota, Viridiplantae, Streptophyta, Magnoliopsida, Poales, Poaceae. The transcript has a single exon. Bases 104 to 418 code for a protein of 104 amino acids.